Molecule: messenger RNA, 3573 nt
Organism: Silurus meridionalis
Lineage: Eukaryota; Metazoa; Chordata; Actinopteri; Siluriformes; Siluridae
Gene: flt3
Product: fms related receptor tyrosine kinase 3
Exons: 24
Coding region: 100-3054 (984 amino acids)
Biological process (GO): multicellular organism development; cell surface receptor protein tyrosine kinase signaling pathway; positive regulation of kinase activity
Cellular component (GO): signaling receptor complex
Molecular function (GO): transmembrane receptor protein tyrosine kinase activity; ATP binding
Source: RefSeq, a predicted model, not a curated record
UAGCCUGUCAUAUAAAGACGUCACUGAAAGUUUUUGGGUGUCUCGUUUCUCUCUAGUCAGUGGUAGAGUCGUUGAGUGUUAACGCUGUUAUGCGCUCAAAUGAUGCUGCUAAGGCGAGACACGCUUUUGAUGGUUUUCGUUUUGUUCGAGUUCAGUUCACGGGUGUGCAGUCACACGCUUCAUCAGAUGAACACACGAGAUGUGCAUCACCUGCCUUGUGUCUCUGAGAAAAAUAUCGUGAGAUGUACGUUGCGUGAAGUUCAGCUUCAAGGUUCUGAGAUUAAUCUUCUGGAGGUUGUAGCUGGACAGACGGUUGAAGUUCAUUUAAAAUCGAACAGUACAGAAAGUUUCACACGAUGCUUAUGGAAACAAAGAGGGAUGUCCAAUUUGUUUAUGUUCGAGUUGUUUGAACACGGCAUGGGUGGUGUGUACACUGUGGUCUGUGGUGACAACAAAGCUGCCAACAUCUCAGUCCAUAUUCAUUCAUCAGCAAGUAGGCCGUCAGUGCCCCAGCUGACAGUCAGCAGUGGUAUCUAUCAGACUGCAUAUUUUGAAUGUGUUUCUACUGGGAAUCCUAAACCAAAUAUCAUGUGGUAUGAAAAUGAAAUGCAUAUUAGCCACGGUCCACAGGAAAUCAACUCGACAGAAAAAGUGUCAAAAAGCAGACUGGACAGUGUUCGCGGUGACAAUAAGUAUAUUAACUAUAAUAUAAAGUGUUGUGCUACGAACUUACAUGGAGAGGAAUGCUCCUAUAUUUAUAUUUACGACCUUGACAGUGUUAAGCUGCCUAGUGAGGCACUUCAGAUUCUGCUGCGUCCUGGACAAUCUCUCUCACUCCAAUGUAAAAGCCAAAACUCAUCCUUAAACCCUUCCAUUAACUGGUACUUCAAUAACCACACAGAGCUCAAAGGCACAACCUCAGUGUUUUAUACCUUAAAAAUUGAGUAUUUUUCCAUCGCCUCCGUUAGUGUGAAUCAUAGUGGAGAGUACCACUGCAGGAAGAAACAUGGCCAAACAAAAACCGUGAAGGUCCAGGUCCUCGAAAAUGAUUUCCUGGAGUUACUGAAGCUGAACAAAAGCAUCACAAUACAGGAAAAAGACAUUGCAAAUUUCUGCAUCCAGUCCAAGGUGCACUCCAACCCAAAAGCACAGUGUCAAUGGAUCACCCCAAAGGGCUCCAUAGUGCAGUGCAUGGAAACCCGGUACUUCUCAGGUGAAAGCAUUUUUAAAAUGUGUAACCCAGAACCAGGCCAAUAUCAGAUCCAACUAAAGGCUGGAAAAAAGAUUGUGACAGAGAACAUGUCCAUCUGCAUCACAGACACUCCUAAAUUUCAACUAAUCCAAAACCUGAGCCGAAUCACCUGUAAGAUCAAAGGUGUCCUUCCUGUAAGGGUUUCCUGGAAGACCUAUCCAUCAGUCUCCAACUUUUCUGUAUGGAAAGAGAUGCUUGCUGACACUCCAGAAUACUCAGACUCCAAGCAAUUCUGCCACAAGGACAUCGUUGUCUCUCGGCCUCUGAGUGACGUGAACAAUCACUUUGUACAAUGCUGUUGCAGUUAUAAUACAGGUUCAGUGUGCAGCGAGAAAACCCUUGUGAAAAUGCCUUCAGAAAACUCUUUCUACCUGGUAGUGGCAUGCAGUCUGCUUUCCUUUGCAUUUAUGCUGGUCAGCGUCCUCCUGUUUCAUUUCAUGUGCAAAAAGAAGCCUGGCUAUGAGACACAGAUUCAGAUGAUCCAGAUGGUGGGACCGUCUGAUAACGACUACAUCUACAUCGACUUUAAAGAUUUCGAAUAUAACCAGAAGUUGGAGUUUCCUCGUGAGAACCUGGAACUGGGGAAAGAGUUGGGCUCCGGAGCGUUUGGCAUGGUCGUGCAGGCUACAGCAUAUGGGAUCAGCAAGCCUGGAGUGUCCAUGCAAGUUGCAGUAAAAAUGCUAAAAGAGAAGCACCAAGCGGUAGAGAAAGAAGCUUUGAUGUCUGAGUUGAAGAUGUUAAGUUACAUUGGACAUCACAUCAACAUUGUGAACCUGCUGGGAGCUUGCACUGGUACAGGUCCCAUUUACUUGAUCUUUCAAUUCUGCCGUUACGGAGACCUGCUGAACUACCUAAGGAACAACAGAGAGCAUUUCUACAAGUCCUUAACAGACGCUUUCAACAAGGACAGAUUCAGCAGCCUGUACAACAACUACCAGAGGAAGAGAAACUGCAGUCUUGCUUUUAUGUCCCUCUGCAGUGAUUUUGUUCAGUCUGGGGAGAACUCAUACAUGCUAAUGUCCCCAGUAAACAAGGAACAUGAGGCACUGCUCAGCUACAUGGAUAUUAACGAGGAUAUAUUUGAAAAUGAAGAUGAUGAGGACCUCCAGACACUCACCUAUGAAGACCUCCUGAGCUUCUCCUACCAAGUGGCAAAGGGCAUGGAGUUUCUCUCCUCUAAAAAUUGCCUUCAUCGAGACUUGGCGGCCAGAAAUAUCUUAGUGACCCAAGGCGGACUGGUGAAGAUUGGGGACUUUGGUCUGGCACGAGAUAUCGAAAAUGACUCGAACUAUGUGGUCAGAGGAAAUGCUCGUUUGCCUGUGAAAUGGAUGGCCCCGGAGAGUAUUUUCAAAGGCAUGUACACCAUGCAGAGUGAUGUCUGGGCCUAUGGCAUCCUGCUCUGGGAGAUCUUCUCUCUCGGUGUGACUCCGUAUCCUGGCAUGAAAGUGGAUAACACCUUCUACGCUAUGAUAGAAAGAGGGUUUCAUAUGGAACGGCCAUAUUAUGCAUCUGAGUCUGUGUAUAAGGUGAUGUGUCACUGUUGGGCUCUGGAACCAAAAGCCAGACCAUCUUUCUCCAAACUCUUGGAUUUCAUGGAGUGCCAGCUGAGCGAUGUUGAAGAACGGCUCUACUAUAAUGUCAAAAGGCAGAAAAAUGGUGACUCUGUGUACAAGAAUGCUCCAGUGACCCCAAAACCGCACGAACCAGUAGAAGAAGAUGCACAUCAGUCAUCAUUCACAGAUUCAUCCUGUGACAGUGAAACCACACAGUCAGAGGAUAGUAUAGAGAUAACCUCAUUAUAAACUGUUUGAGGCUGAACACAGAAUUGUGGGUUCCUUUACUGAGAUUAUGGAUCAAAUAAUAUUACUGUACAAUACACUGUAUACACAAUAUUUAUCAUGACAUCCAGAAUUAUUCUUACACACUGCACUGCCAACAGUACAGUAGGUUUAGUAUUGUAACAUGUUCAUUGAUUUUGAAAUAGGUUUUCUAAAAAAUAUUUAAAAAAAAAACCCACACAAAUACACACACACACAAAUACACACACACACACACGCACACACACACACCAAGCCAUAUUCAUAGCAUUAAAAAAUUCAAAGUGAUCUCAUUUCUUAUUUCUUUUUGUGAACUGCAUUGCAUGCCGAAAGCUCCUGAACACCACGUGUAUACUUUUGGUUUCAACCUGCAGCAGUGAAUAUAGACUAUGUGGACAAAAGUAUUGGGACACCUGACUAUUCCAGCCACGUGUGCAGUUACCACAAAGUUUGAGGCACACAGUUGUAUACAAUGUCUCUGGAUUUGGUAGCAUAACAUUUUCC